This is a messenger RNA of Caenorhabditis remanei, 489 nucleotides long. RefSeq lists its product as uncharacterized. Lineage: Eukaryota; Metazoa; Nematoda; Chromadorea; Rhabditida; Rhabditidae. Gene Ontology annotation, molecular function: ATP binding; protein serine/threonine kinase activity. Gene Ontology annotation, biological process: protein phosphorylation. The transcript has 3 exons. Gene Ontology annotation, cellular component: cytoplasm. Bases 1 to 489 code for a protein of 162 amino acids. The record is from RefSeq and is a predicted model, not a curated record.
AUGAUGAUUGCUGACACCUCGAUCAACUACUUUGCCGAUUUCUUCGUCACUGUCCGUGAUCGCAAUAAGGGACGAAGAGCGGCAAAAAACAAUGACAAACGUUUGAAAAGGAUGGUGAAGGAUCACCAGAGACAUCACGACAUGCAAGAGGAAAGCGAACAUGUAAAAACAGAAAUGAUAGCUGCAGGGAAAAGCGUGAGAUUGUCAGACUUCAUAAAAAAAGGUCUGAUUGGACAAGGAUCAUACGGGAUGGUUUACGAGUACGAAUCAAAGCGAAGCGGGCAGAGCUUCGCUAUAAAGGUCGGCCCCAACUGGUCAUGUGUGAAGUCAGCACAGUUCGAGAUCGAAAGAGAGGAGCUCAGGGUCCAUUCCACUCUGCACAACAAAAAUGUUGUGAAGUUACUGACCAGUUUCAAAACGGCUGCAAAUGUCUACAUGAUACUUGAAAAAUGGAUUGCACUCUUCGAGAUAUUCUUGAUAAAAACGUAA